Fundulus heteroclitus (mummichog) is the source of this 1088-nucleotide messenger RNA. RefSeq names its product asialoglycoprotein receptor 1. Lineage: Eukaryota; Metazoa; Chordata; Actinopteri; Cyprinodontiformes; Fundulidae. The record is from RefSeq and is a predicted model, not a curated record.
GUAACACACACACACCAUCCUGGUGUUUUCCAGUUCAAAGUGCGUCCUGCGGCCGUUGACCUGCAGCGCAGCGUUUGGACAGACGAAGACGAGGACAGCCACCAUGACGACUGAAUACCACGACCAGGUUGAGGACGAGAGCAACUCCUUCUGGAACCAAGAGCCCCGUCCCGUGUCCUUCUCAGGCGUGUCCCGGUACCGCCGCUGGCUGUACCCGGGCCUGGCCGUCACCUUCGUCCUGAUAUUCGUCAUCGCAGUGGGAGCCACCAACACCAACACACUGAGUCGGCUCUGGUCGGUGGAGAAAACUGUGUCCAACAAGACGGAGUGGAUGUCCUCCGUCCUGCUCCUCACCAAAGACACAGCUAAAGAUGUGCAGAGGCUGAAGUUCUCUGUGGAGAGCAACAAGGAGCAGCUGGCCUCAGUGUCUGAAGGCCUGAAGCAGCUCUCAACCCUGGACACCAUCGGGAGGACGGUCGCCAAGCUCAAAUGUUCCCUCGAACGCUACAUCAACAACGGUUCGGUCUCUGACGGCUGCUGUCCCCUCGGGUGGGAGACUUUUGGCACCAGCUGUUACCUGUUCAGUAGGACAACCCUGUCCUGGCACGAGGCUAGGGACUGGUGUAAUGGACACGAGUCUCACCUGGUCAUCCUGAUGAGUGAUGAAGAAUGGGACUUUGUGACCCGCCAUGCGGCGGGGAGCUUCUACUGGGUGGGUCUGACGGAUGAGAAGUCAGGACGGUGGGAGUGGGUCAACCAGACGCCGUACGUCAUGAACCGCAGACGGUGGAAACCCGGGCAGCCUGACAGCUGGACGGGUCACGGCUUCGGCUCUGGAGACGAGGACUGCGCCCACAUCCACAACGACGGCCGCCUCAACGACCUGCACUGCUCCCCAGGUUACGCUACAUCUGCCAGAGACACAGCCAGCGCAGCUGAGGGCCUGCAGCCACCGGAGCCAGAGCUGCUGCCCCCUACUGGUGGGGGACACCAGCAGACCCACUUUGACCCGUUUAGCCCCGUUUUUGUAACCAGGACACUUUAGAUUGGACAGAUGUCCCAGUUUAAUAAAGUUCCUCUUGUUCUCA